Daldinia childiae is the source of this 930-nucleotide messenger RNA. RefSeq lists its product as uncharacterized. The transcript has a single exon. The coding region runs from base 1 to 930 and encodes 309 amino acids. Lineage: Eukaryota; Fungi; Ascomycota; Sordariomycetes; Xylariales; Hypoxylaceae. Gene Ontology annotation, molecular function: serine-type endopeptidase activity. The record is from RefSeq and is a predicted model, not a curated record. Gene Ontology annotation, biological process: proteolysis.
AUGACCAAGCUUGAUCAGUAUAAGCUAAAUGGUAAAGAACUGGUCGACAUAACGGGUGCGAAUUACUGCGAUCGCCCUUGGUACGAGUCAACUGAUGACGAACACGGUACAUUGAUGGCAAACAUGAUACUUCGAAUAAACCCCUGGGCGAAGUUAUACGUGAUGAAGCUCAAGUCUUACCAAUCCAACAAUAGACGAACAAUAUAUCCUGAAAGCGCCGCCAAUGCUAUCCUAGGUGCUAUUGAAGAAGAUGUGGACAUUAUCUCUAUGUCAUGGUCCAUAAAGGCAAUGGCUAGCAAUCAAGAUAAUAAGGAGGGUACGACAGAACCGAUUGCUAUCGGAAGACUGCGCGGAGCUAUUGACGAAGCAAAAAAGAAUAAAAUCAUCAUGUUCUGUUCGGCCAGCGACAAUAUUGGGACUGCGAGCAAAGCCAACCUCCCCUUUACGCAAGCACCAAACUAUAUUUUUCGCAUCGGAGCAGCCGAUCACCUAGGCCAACCGGACGCCGCAUCAGAGGACACUUCCGCAAUAAAUUACUACUUUCCCGGAAACAAGGUUGCUGAUUCCUGGAACCCCCGUUCACUCAAGACCGUGGAGUACCAUGACGGGUCGUCCAUCGCAACAGCUCUAGCAGCUGGCCUGGCCUCACUUAUCAUGUACUGCGUUCUAAUAGUCGAGAGAUACCGAACAAACUACCUGAAAGAUGAAAAGAAAUGGCCUAGCAUCCGUAAAGCAAUUAGAAUAAGAGACAAUCUAAAGAGAGCUUUGGACAACAUCGAUAGCAGCUCGUGGGGGGGAGACAAGAGGUAUCUACCGGUAUGGGACAUCUUUGGGAAAGCAACUACACGCAUCAACGAAGCAAAGUCAAUAGAGGAUAUGCUGUACGAGCUUGAGGUGUUUGUAACGAAGCUUUGUCAUAAAGUCGAAUAA